AACAGGCCAGGCCGCGCGUGUUGUUGCCAUGGGGACGAGCGGCCCCGGCUGAAGGUUUCCAUGCUUGGAAACCGCGCCUCCGCGGAGGUAGCAAUUCCCUGACCUAGCCAUGGCUCAGAACGCUGAAAACCACGACCCUGUCGGAUCCAUCUUAAUCCAGAUCCAUGAAGACCUUUAUCAGUUAAAGGAGGAAUUAACAAAAUUCUCACCUGAGGAAAAAAGAGAGACUCUAGACAUUCGGAGUCUUGACACAGCAAUCAAAAGGACUGAAAUGGGGUUAAAAAUUCACAUUGAGAAGUAUUUAAAUGUUGUCAACCAGAAUGUAUUAACGACUGCUGUUAAUGAUGAGAGCUUAUAUACUCCCCAGGCUUCCAAAUGGUUACUUCCAACUGUAAUUGAUCAGAAAUCAUUUAUUUUCCCUCAGGAAUCUGAGGGUAAACUUUGGCAAUCCCAAAGACAGCACAGUUCAUCUCUGCCUGUCUUUCCAAGAGCAAAGCAAAAGAUAGGGUUGAAUGUAAAAAUCAUGCAGGAUCCUGAAAACAUCCACCACAGAGCUGCUGUAAAUGCGAACUAUGGAAUCAGUUUACCAUAUAUUAAUCAGAGAAAAGCAUGUGUAAAUGUUCCAAAGUUAAUCAAAGGGUCUACCGUAUCCAACCUCACGGUUCUGCCAUCUUCUCAUCGCACAGAUCCCUAUUUCACUCCUGUACCAGUCUUACAAGCAGAUGCCUGCAAAGGGAUUUUAAGUAUGAUAGAACGAGGGCUGAUUCCACCAACAGCAAGGAUUACCUUUCAGAAUCCACCCAUUAUACCCAGAGCAGCUCCCCUGCACAGUUUUGGUGAAGCACGUAAGAUUCCAACUGCAGCCACUUUCACUGUACCUCGGGAACCACCGCCACCUCCAGCAGAGGUGAAGUUCUUUCCCAAGAAACACAGUUCAAAGGGGAAAAGCAGAAGGCCAAGAGGACAUCAUGAUAGGAAGGCCGUGAAAGUGACACCACCUUCGAGAGCCCGGAAAUCACUGUGGGAUUAUGACUUUUUAAUUUAUGAUGGUGUCAUAGACAAUACAGCCCCAGACUUCUUAGCAUUCAAGGAACAUUUUAGCUUAGCUUGGGGAGGUAUUUUUUCUCUCUUGGAACACGUUGAGAAGUUUCUCAGGAACUAUGCAAUACCAGAAGUCAAAAUAAAAGGGAAUAAUUUGGUGGCCCUCCUUCCAGAGUUUGAGCUGAAGAAUAAACUUACCAGAUAUGACCUUCUGUCAGUGUUAGAGGACCCAGCUCACGUCCAAAUGCUGAUAAAUCUUCCAGGGCAAAGGUACAAGGGCCAAGAUGGAAAUUCGGAGGCCGCCAUGAAGAUCCAAGCCACAUGGAAAUGCUACAGAGCGAGAAAAUUCUUCCUCAUUUAUCGCCAGCAGAAGUGGGCAUCAGGUGUGAUUGCCAUUGCUUGGCUGUUACAUUGCCAUAAGACUCGACUAAAGAAGAUACUAAAGGAAUCACGUCAGAGACACCUGGAGAAUUUCCGCAUUCGAGCCAAGCAUCUGGCAGCCAACUGGAAUCGCAUCAGGACCUCCAGGAGGACUAUUAUCCAUAUCCCAUCAUUAGGGUAUUCCCAGCCUGUGAGAGAACAUAUUGCCGAUUUCAACACACAGCAGAACACGCAGCUGGGGAGGCUGUGUGACAUCUUAGAUGCCAAUGUGAACGUCAUCUACAUCUGCUCCCAUCAUAUGAAUGAUGAGUUAGUGCUGUAUUACAAAAAAAUCCUAAGUCUACAUGCAGCCGUCAAAUCGGGGAACCUUGAGGACAGAAGUGACCUGCAGGACAGGAUCAAAAUUAUCACCCCUGAAGCUGUAAACAUUUUCCCCAUGAUAGAGCAGCUGAGUCAGCUGAUAACUGAUCACCUGCAAAUACAGCGCUGGCUCUUUAAAAUGGACUCUGAGUUCCGAGGAAAUGGGACUGCAUUUUGUGAUAUUCCUUCCUACCUAAAGUGCUACAAAUGGGUGCUCAAGGAGAGUAGCAGAUAUGGCCUUGAAGACUGGAGAAAGAAAUGGGCACAAGAGCCAGCUUUGGUGAAGAUCUCCGAGGAGCUGGCGGGCAUUUUAGCACAGCACGCACAGCCAGUCAAUGAGAAACGGUUCCCGACGUGGAGGAAAUUCCUCCAAACAUUUCUCAGUCAAGGGGGUGUGAUCGAAGCAUUCCCACCUGCAGAUAGCAUCACCAACCUGACAGUGGACAUGCUGAUAGAGCCCAACGGGAAAAUCAGCGUGCUGUCAACAGGGGACCAGCUUCAUGCCGACAGCCCCUUCAUCUCCUCUGGUACCACCGUGCCUCAGACCUCAGUGGAUCCCCAAGUUCUCACUUAUUUGUGCCUCCAAAUUGGAAAAGCCUGCAGAAUGAGAGAUGUGGUUGGUUACUUUUCUAUAGAUCUGGUGACUUUUAUUGAUCCAAGCACCUUGGAACAGCAGGUGUGGGCAACGGGCCUUAACCUCGCAUAUAGUGACCAGCUGGCCCUGACUCAACUCACCUUAUACCUGACAAAUGGCCAUCUGGAUUGCAGUUUGAGCACCCUGGAAGUGCCCCGCUUUGUUCCAAAGGAAAGGAAGAAAACCAACCGCAUUAGUGCGCUCUCAGUGCCGACGCUGGCAACCAGUCGUUAUGCAGUGAUGACCACCCAGCUAAGACACAGCAAUCUCUCACUGGUUUUCCACUACGUUUUUCUCCAGAUCUGUAGGGCCCAUGGCAUUGGCUAUGAUCUGGAGGACAGGCAAGGAACUGUUUUUAUAUUAUAUGAGCACAUGAAGAGACACAAGUUGGGAAUGUUAACAAUCGGCGAGGAUCUCCAGGGGGUCCUCAUGACCUUUGCUCGCAAUCUCUUCAUCAUCCAUCAAGAAAUAUCAGCACCUAAUAUGCAAGGCGAGACCAAUUUUAAGACCAGCAUUGCUGAUAUUGAAACUAUUCUAAGAGUAACAAAGGAAAACAAAAUGAGAUAUGAAGAGGAGCAACAGUCCAAAGAUGAUAAAAAUCUCUCUAAACCCAAGAAAUGAUCCUGGAAUACAGUACAUAACAUUUUGGAUCCCAGUCUGGAAUAAAAAGGGCAAUUUUUUUUUUUUUUUUUCUGUUAGAAAUAAAA
Molecule: messenger RNA, 3123 nt
Organism: Chlorocebus sabaeus (green monkey)
Lineage: Eukaryota; Metazoa; Chordata; Mammalia; Primates; Cercopithecidae
Source: RefSeq, a predicted model, not a curated record